AAAAAACUGGAACAGCUUCAGUCAAAAUUAUUGGAAUUGGAUUUGGGUAUCAUUGUGGAACCAUCACCAAAAAGUGCUGUGCUCAAUAAUAUUAGGAAAACGGGACCACUGAUACGUGAGGUGAUGUCGGCCCCACGUGGCAUUGCUCAUAUGAUCAAAAAUACUUUCGGGUCAGUUGAUAAUAUACCGGGCAAUGUUUCAAGUGAUGCGGCCAAUAUUGGACAUUCCACAUUCUAUUCGGAUGCCUCAAAUAAUGAUAGGAUGUCAGAUUUGGAAGAUCGUGAUGCUACAUCGUCGCCCACCAAGCGUGGUCACAAACGCACCGAAACGCUUCCCGCAAUGGCAUUUGAUCUCGAUGCGCUACUGGCUUCA
Gongylonema pulchrum is the source of this 372-nucleotide messenger RNA. NCBI's taxonomy places the organism in Eukaryota, Metazoa, Nematoda, Chromadorea, Rhabditida, Gongylonematidae. The record is from the annotation of a GenBank genome assembly.